AUGAGUCGUACCUCGUGGCUCGCCACGCCAUGGCGACGGCAGCUCCAUAGCUCUUCUCGUCGUGCUCAGCAGCCUCUUCGGUCCGUCGAGGUCGCCUCUCCAUCAUCCCGAGGGAACUUGGACAUUCGAGCUUUUCAGGAGAAAGCAUUCCUGCCUCAAAAGCCGUAUUUGUUUCCAAUUGAAGCCGGCUCACCGGCCUCUCGUCUACCCGCUUUCAGUAAAUGGUUCAACAGAUCCGCUUCCGUACACGACAGCCAUUCAACAUUGCCGUUCGCCUCAUAUCUGGUCCGAGAGCUUCAGGAAUGGCCUUUUCCAUACGAAUUGAUCAGGUCCCCAGGGCCGCAAGAUGUCGUCUCGCAGUUCCAACACGCGCUCAUGACCAGCUCAGAAGUGACUGAGCAAAUCAUGGCAGGCAUCCUGCAAUCAGAAGCGACCGACGGCCACGGCCAGAGCUUCUUUCAACUCUACGCGCCCUUCAGGCUUCUCAUCAAGGCCCUAGAGUUCAAUGCUGCCCGUGACUCAACUACAACACAUCCGUUGCACUUGUACAUUGCUCAGUCCUCUCUGCAUGAUUUGCCGGAGCCUCUCCAGGCCGAUUUGUCAACUCCAGAAAUCGUCCUGUGUGCUGGAAAAGGCGACAUUUACGCUUCGUCCAUCUGGCUAGGCACGGAGCCGACUUAUACACCACUGCACAGAGACCCAAAUCCGAACCUGUUUUGCCAACUGUACAGCCAGAAAGUUGUACGGCUCUUACCACCAACCUUUGGCGAUGAACUAUUCUUUGACAUCCAGCGCCAAAUACGGCAGCAUGGCAAUAGUCGUAUAAGGACAGCUGAUAUGAUGCAAGGUCAAGAAAGAAAGGCGCUGCAUCAAGCAGUUUGGAAAGCUGAAAAAUCACCCGAGAAACUGCAUCAAGUCGAGCUCCGCGCUGGCGACGCGCUCUUUAUUCCGGAGGGCUGGUGGCAUUCCGUCAAGAGCUUGGAGUCUGAUGGAGGACUUAACGGCUCUGUAAAUUGGUGGUUCAGAUAA
Molecule: messenger RNA, 1029 nt
Organism: Metarhizium album ARSEF 1941
Lineage: Eukaryota; Fungi; Ascomycota; Sordariomycetes; Hypocreales; Clavicipitaceae
Product: Transcription factor jumonji/aspartyl beta-hydroxylase
Exons: 1
Coding region: 1-1029 (342 amino acids)
Molecular function (GO): 2-oxoglutarate-dependent dioxygenase activity
Source: RefSeq, a predicted model, not a curated record